AUGUCUAAGCCAACGAGUACUUUCAAGAAAGGGACAAGGCGGUUCACCGGUUGUUGGACAUGUCGGAGGCGUGGCGUGAGGUGCGAUGAGAAUCGACCUCAUUGCAAUAAUUGCAAGGCCAAUGGGCAUGACUGUGAGGGCUAUAUGGUGAAGCUGUGUUGGGGGAAUGAUAAUGGUAACCCCUCAAAACGAACACCUGAAAAAAACAGAAGUUUGAUGUUGUACGAGUGGAAGGAGAAUCAACUCCUCAAUGACUUGAAAAUCGAUUACUUUUUGGAUAGAAUCGAUAUGGCGUCUGCAAUCAUCGGUUCCAAGAGCUAUGAAAGCAAGGGUGACUUCGGUUACGGACCCUUCAACAUAUUUGAUGGCGCUUGCAAACUACAUGAUGCUCAGAAGAGGUCGCAGUCUGGAAAGGAUAAACAGGUUGAUCAUAUCAGACCUCUAUUCAAUGACCCUCAAAAAUUCUGUUUGGGUCCCGAAAGCAAGAUCCGAGAAAGGCUCGAUCAAACGUCGUUUUUGGGUAUCGACAAGGAUCUGAGAGUUGAGGUUUUUCUCUUGGAUUUCUGGGAUACUUAUUUGAGCAAACUUUUGACGCCAGUGGAUGAGACCGAGGUCAAUCCUUACAACCUGAUGUUGAGGGAAGCGCUGGACAAGCCUCAUUCAGCCGAGAUCCAAAGAGCUCUUAUUCAUACGGUAUGUGCCAUGUGCUCCAGUUUCCUGUCAAACGGUGCAUGCCAUAACUUGAUCGCCCCCGAGUACCUAGGUACCAAUUUUCUUCAGUACUGGAAUUUCCAUAAAAUCAAGGGCCUCAGUUUUGUAUCCGCCUCAUAUUCGUGGAAAGAGGCUUCUACAAGCGAAGAACUCAGCUUUUUGGUUGCAUCCAUCUAUUUCCUAUUGGCUACCGAUAUUUUUUCGAGCUCAGAUGAGUGGCAAAUUCAUCUCAGGGGUGUGGUUGAAGCUUUGAAAUCUAUCAGCGAUUGGGAUGAAAAAGGCCAUGAAUCAGUUUUGAGAGAACCGGAUAGUGUAUCUGGAGCCCUGCUAUUUUUCGCUCAGAUGACAAAACUCACUUACCUGUUCAGCACACUUUAUCUAGUCAGUGACGAUGUGUGCAACAGGCAUAUGACAGUGAUGGAUCUUGAAUUUAUCACCUAUCCCGAAGAGUACAUGACUCAAUCCCUGAUGUAUCGAAAUACUGGAAUCACAUCAGGUAUGUUGAGGUGUCUGACGAACAUAGUGAAAUACUUCCAGGUUGCAGGCUCACCACAAGCUCGAGAACUCGCAGUGAAGAGUAUAGAACAAGAGCUAGUUGAAUGUGAGCCUCCAGCGUUCAAUGACAUCCCGAACUCUCUGAAUUCGUUGAUAAUAUAUCAUCAAUCUGUGAUGUUUUAUACGGCCAUAAAGCUACUUUUUAUGAGAGAGGUGAAGUUGCGAGACCCACAUGAUUUGGAAGAUCUGGUGGACUCUGGAAUUAACCACAUAGAAAUUUACGAAGAGAUCUCGAAGGAAUCCACAGGGCUUGGCUUGUUUUGGCCGGCUUUUGUAGUUUGCUGUGAAGCAACAUCUCCUGAGUCGCAAGCAAGAAUCACUUCAUGGCUGCAAACAAUAGAGCCUCAUUGUGUGGACAGUAUGAAACGUGGAAACCGGGUUAUCAAGAAGAUCUGGCAAAGGAGGCGAGAUGAAGAGCAGGUAAGCUGGUUGACGGUCAUUCGAGAAGUUGAUCCCACACUGUUGUUGGUCUGA
This is a messenger RNA of Kuraishia capsulata CBS 1993, 1740 nucleotides long. RefSeq lists its product as uncharacterized. The record is from RefSeq and is a predicted model, not a curated record. The transcript has a single exon. The coding region runs from base 1 to 1740 and encodes 579 amino acids. Gene Ontology annotation, molecular function: DNA-binding transcription factor activity, RNA polymerase II-specific; zinc ion binding. Gene Ontology annotation, biological process: regulation of DNA-templated transcription. Lineage: Eukaryota; Fungi; Ascomycota; Pichiomycetes; Pichiales; Pichiaceae.